ACAUACCAGCUCGGUUUAGAACCGCUGUUGCCAUGAUGUUCUCAACACCCUAAAAUAGAGUUAGAAAGGGACACUCAAGACAAGCGGCCACCGGCAGCUGCAUUAUAGAUACAGCCUCUGGACCACAUAAACAGCGGAGCAAAGGGAGGUAGAGGCAGUCGCAGGCAGAACCCUGAAGAGAAGCAUCUCACACACAAGACAGACACAGACCAGAGGACAGCCAUAACAACGCCAGCAAGCUCCAGCAGCUCUUUUGCUCCAGUGUUUUGCUUCAUGGCUUGUGAAACAGUUUAAAGUUUAGAGUUCCAAAGAGACAAACACAUGCAAGCUGAUACACUUGACUCAACUGGCAGAGACUGAGAGCCAAAAAUGGCCCAAAUCACAAAAGAAGAAAUGCACCGGCUCUUCCCUCGGAUGUCCAUGAGCGAGGUGGACGAGAGCGUGCGCCUGAUGGCGGAGAAGGUGUACGCCUCGGCCCUGAAGGAGGAGGACACCCGGGACGCCCUGGCUCUGUUCACGGUGCCCGAGGACUGCCCCAUCGGCCUGCACGAGGACAGGGAGAGGGCCCUGCAGAAGGAGCUGGCCGAGCAGCAGUCCCAGGAGUCCGUUCAGAGGAAGAGGAACUUCUUGCUGAAGCGUUCGCAGUCUGUAUCCUCCCAGCUGCCCCCAACUCUGGACUGGGCCCAGUCUGUGGCAUCCCCCACCCUAGAAACAUUCGAGCCUUUUCUCCAAGACAGCAACCCGGACUUCCAGAGAGUGACCAUCAGUGGGGAUUACUGUGCAGGGAUCACCGUUGAGGAUUACGAAGUGGCAGCCAAAAGCCUCCUGAAGGCGUUGGUCAUCCGGGAGAAGUACUCCAGGCUGGCCUACCACCGCUUCCCCAGAACCACGGCCCGGUUCCUCCGCAGCGCGGAGAACGAGAAGUGGAAUAUGGAUGACGAGAUCUUGCCAGACAUCUGGCCCUUCCCUCGAGAAGGAGAGGACCUGUACUCCAUGGAAGGCAUUCCUGACAACUGGAACUACGAGCUGCAGAUGAAGGACGGCAUAGUUCACGUGUACGAGGACGCAGCGGCGCUGAGGCAGCAGCAGCCGCUCAGCCUGCCCUACCCCGACCUGGAGACCUUCGCUAUAGACCUGAGCCACGUGCUGGCCAUGAUAGCAGACGGCCCCACGAAGACGUACUGCCACCGCCGGCUCAACUUCCUGGCCUCUAAAUUCUACCUUCACGAAAUGUUGAAUGAGAUGGCAGAGCUGAAAGAGCUAAAACGCGUCCCACACAGAGACUUCUACAAUGUCAGAAAGGUGGACACACACAUACAUGCCGCCGCCUGCAUGAACCAGAAGCACCUGCUGAAAUUCAUAAAGACCACAUACCAGACGGAGGCGGACCGAGUGGUGUUGGAGAAAGGCAACCAGAAGCUGACGCUCAAGCAGGUCUUCGACAACCUCAACAUGGACCCCUACGACCUCACCGUGGACUCGCUGGACGUGCACGCUGGGAGACAAACGUUUCAUCGCUUCGACAAGUUCAACUCAAAGUACAACCCCGUGGGCGCCAGCGAGCUGCGGGAGAUCUACCUGAAAACAGACAACUACCUCAACGGAGAAUACUUUGCACGUCUCGUCAAGGAAGUGGCUAAAGAGCUGGAGGAGAGCAAGUACCAGCACGCCGAGCCCCGGCUGUCCAUCUACGGCCGCUCCCCCGAAGAGUGGGAGAACCUGGCCACCUGGUUCAUCCAGCACAAAGUCCACUCCUCCAACAUGAGAUGGAUGAUCCAGAUCCCCAGGAUCUACGACAUCUUCAGGUCCAAGAAGUUGAUUCCAAAUUUCGCCAAGAUGCUGGAGAACAUUUUCCUCCCCCUUUUCGAGGCCACGGUCAAUCCUCAAAAGCACAAAGCCGUCCACAUUUUCCUGAAAUACCUGACAGGAUUCGACAGCGUGGACGAUGAAUCCAAACACAGUGACCACAUGUUCUCCUACAAAAGCCCCCCGCCUGAGGCCUGGACCACAGACGACAACCCCCCCUACACCUAUUACCUCUUCUACAUGUAUGCUAACGUCAUGGUGCUCAACAACCUGCGCAAGGAGCGGGGACUGAACACCUUCCAGUUUCGGCCCCACUGCGGGGAAGCGGGCUCCAUCACCCAUCUGGUCACUGCCUUCCUAACGGCCGACAACAUCUCCCACGGACUCAACCUCAAGAAGAGUCCCGUGCUGCAGUACCUGUACUACCUGGCCCAGGUCCCCAUUGCCAUGUCUCCUCUGAGCAACAACAGCCUGUUCCUGCAGUACUCCAAGAACCCGCUGCGGGAGUUUCUGCACAAGGGCCUGUGUGUGUCGCUGUCCACCGACGACCCCAUGCAGUUCCACUACACCAAGGAGCCCCUGAUGGAGGAGUAUGCCAUAGCCGCCCAGCUGUGGAAGCUGAGCACCUGUGACCUGUGUGAGAUAGCCAGGAACAGCGUCCUGCAGAGCGGCCUGUCGCACCAGGAAAAGAAACACUUCCUUGGUUCCAACUACCUUCAAGACGGUCCAGAGGGCAACGACAUCCGGCGGACCAACGUGGCCCAGAUCCGCAUGGCCUACCGCUACGAGACUCUGUGCAACGAGCUGUGCUUCCUGGUGGACGCCGUAAAGACGGACGUGGGUCAGACUCCAGCCGAGUGACGGACCCCCCCC
This is a messenger RNA of Menidia menidia (Atlantic silverside), 2679 nucleotides long. Lineage: Eukaryota; Metazoa; Chordata; Actinopteri; Atheriniformes; Atherinopsidae. The record is from the annotation of a GenBank genome assembly.